Molecule: messenger RNA, 1024 nt
Organism: Carassius carassius (crucian carp)
Lineage: Eukaryota; Metazoa; Chordata; Actinopteri; Cypriniformes; Cyprinidae
Product: group XIIB secretory phospholipase A2-like protein
Exons: 4
Coding region: 122-844 (240 amino acids)
Biological process (GO): cholesterol homeostasis; triglyceride homeostasis; phospholipid metabolic process
Cellular component (GO): extracellular region
Molecular function (GO): calcium ion binding; A2-type glycerophospholipase activity
Source: RefSeq, a predicted model, not a curated record
UUCCACGAGACACUAUCAACAGAGUUUGUGCUGCUCGCUCUUUUCUUUCUAAGCCCUUCGGCUUGGUCGGUCUCCCCUUGAUCUUGGACCGUACAGACCUCAUAGGACCCGGGGCCACAUCAUGUUUCCACGUGUGCUGCUGCUGCUGCUCCUGCUAUGUAUCUCCACAGGCUUGACCGCUACACUUAUCCAGGCCUCUGUUGAUGCAGCUGCAGAGGAUUCUCCAGCUGACGGCUCUGUUUUACCUGAAGCUCAGGCUGGUGAAACCCCAGAUGACAUUUUGAUGGCAGAUGCCCCCGUUGAGGGAAAACCUACAGAGACCCAGAGCUCCAAGCAAGAAUUUGAAGAUGAUUCAGACUGGGGCUUCGGUUCUAUCAGAGGGGGUUUCCAGGCAGUGAAUGGCUAUUUUGACUCUAUACUAGAGCUGAUGGGGGGUCGGGACGGCGUAUGUCAGUACCGCUGUAGAUAUGGUAAAGCUCCUCAGCCUCGGACUGGAUAUCAAAUGCCAGAGCCUGACGGUUGUAGCACCUCACUGCUUGGCUUCCAGGUACCGAGCAGUUUUGAUAUGGGUGUCCCAGCCAUGACCAAAUGUUGUAAUCAGCUAGACAUUUGUUAUGACACCUGUGGCUCUAACAAGUACCGCUGUGACACCAAAUUCCGCUGGUGCCUCCAUAGCAUCUGUGGUGACCUGAAGAAGAGUCUGGGCUUCAUAUCAAAAGUUGAGGCCUGUGAGACCUUUGCUGACACCAUGUAUAACACCGUGUGGACUUUGGGCUGCAGGCCCUUCAUGAACGGCCAGAGGGCAGCCUGCUAUUGUGAAGGAGAAGAGAAGGAUGAGCUGUAAAGGCCUACAAACCACCUUCAACACAUAUAAACACUUUACAAGUUCCUCCAGAACUAUCCACACUAGGGGUCACUAUUAGGAUGAAUCUCAUUAAGACACCCUGGUCACGAUUCAAAACAUCAAUGAAAAUAAGGCAGAUUUACUGCAAUGCACAACAGUGGUGGUUGUUUUUUGUUUUAU